CGGUGGCGGCAGCGCUUCCCGGCCGAGCGGAGGCCGCCUCGCUCCCGCUCCCUCAGCGGGCGGAGAGCGGAGCGGGCUCUGGGCUGCGGCGCCCGGAGCCGGUGCGCGCCCGGGACAGCCGCGCUUCCCCAAUAUAAAUGCCCAUAUUUGUGCUGUCCAGUAGUCCCUGGUCUUCUGUCGUUCUUGAGAAUUUAACAUGUGGCUCAUCCCAACUGAGAUGUUUUGGCCUUCCGGUAAAAGCCGGAAGACCUGCUGGACAAAUUCAAAAAGAGCUAAACCCUUGGUUUUAGUCAAAUACAUCACUAUCUAUUAAAGGAAACCAGACCUGAUGUGGAAGUAGAAAUCUAAUGUGUGAAUAUACAGAAACUGCUUCAGUUGAUUCAAAAUGGGAACAACAAGUGAUGAGAUGGUAUCGGUGGAACACACCUCCUCGUCCUUCAAUCCUCUGUGUUUUGAAUGUGGUCAGCAGCACUGGACAAGAGAAAAUCACUUGUAUAAUUACCAGAAUGAAGUGGAUGAUGACCUGGUCUGCCAUAUUUGCCUUCAGCCUCUAUUGCAGCCAUUAGAUACCCCCUGUGGACACACAUUCUGCUGCAAGUGCCUCAGAAACUUCUUACAAGAGAAAGAUUUCUGUCCAUUGGACAGAAAAAGACUUCACUUUAAGUUGUGUAAGAAGUCUAGUAUUCUAGUUCAUAAACUUCUGGACAAAUUAUUAGUUGCAUGUCCUUUUUCUUCAGUGUGCCAAGUUGUAAUGCAGCGCUGUGAUCUGGAGGCACAUCUUAAAAACAGACUGGUAAUCUCAAUUGACCUAACUUCAAGUUCACCAAUUCUUUCUUCUGCCUGUUCAAAUCUGCUAUGUCCUGGAGCUUCUCAUCAGAGAGUUGCCCUAGAGAGAAGGAAAACCAGUAAAACUCAGACAGAGAUUGAGAAUGAAAAUGGAACCACUAUAAUAGAUCUCCCAAGUACCCUAUCGCCCGAAACGGACUGCUCAGGGACAGGCACAGUGCCCGCCGAACGGAACUUGACCUCUGCCUCUCUUCCUGUAUGGACUGAGGAGCCUGGCCUGGACAACCCUGCCUUCGAGGAGAGCACCAUUGCUGACACCACACAACAGCCACCUAGUUUACCAGAAGGUGAAAUCACCACGAUUGAAAUUCACCGAUCUAAUCCUUAUAUUCAGUUAGGAAUUAGCAUUGUGGGUGGCAAUGAAACACCACUGAUUAACAUCGUUAUCCAGGAAGUCUAUCGGGAUGGGAUAAUUGCCAGAGAUGGAAGGCUCCUUGCUGGAGACCAGAUUCUUCAGGUCAACAACUAUGAUAUUAGCAAUGUGUCGCACAACUAUGCCAGGGCUGUCCUUUCACAGCCCUGCAGCACCUUACAGCUCACUGUGCUUCGAGAGAGACGCUUCGGUAACCGAGUGAAUAGCCAUUCUGAUGGGAACUCUCCACGAGAAGAGAUUUUCAGUGUGGUUCUUUAUAAACGAGACUAUGGUGAACAGCUCGGCAUCAAACUUGUACGAAGGACAGAUGAGCCAGGAGUUUUUAUUCUUGACCUACUGGAAGGGGGGCUUGCUGCGCAGGACGGGAGGCUCAGCAGCAAUGAUCGCGUGCUUGCCAUCAAUGGGCAUGACCUGAAGCACGGAACUCCUGAGUUGGCCGCCCAGAUCAUUCAGGCUAGUGGAGAAAGGGUCAGUUUAACAAUUGCUAGACCAGGGAAACCCCAGCCUGGUAACACUAUCCGAGAAGCAGGAACUCAGAGCAGCAGCCAGCACCAUGCGCAGCCACUGUAUUACAGCAGACCCAGCUCACAUAAGGAUCUUACCCAGUGUGUUACAUGCCAAGAAAAACACAUUACUGUAAAGAAGGAACCUCAUGAAUCCCUUGGGAUGACAGUAGCUGGGGGCAGAGGAAGUAAGAGUGGUGAACUGCCCAUCUUUGUGACCAGUGUACCACCUCAUGGCUGCCUUGCACGCGAUGGCAGAAUCAAGAGAGGUGAUGUGUUGUUGAAUAUCAAUGGCAUUGAUUUGACCAAUUUAAGUCACAGUGAGGCUGUUGCUAUGCUGAAAGCCAGUGCUGCAUCCCCUGCUGUUGCCCUUAAAGCACUUGAGGUCCAGGUUGUUGAGGAGGCCACCCAGGCCACGGAUGAGCAGCCAAGCACUUUCAGUGAAAAUGAGUAUGAUGCCAGUUGGUCCCCAUCGUGGAUCAUGUGGCUUGGGCUUCCCAGUUCCCUUCAUAGCUGCCAUGAUAUAGUUUUACGAAGAAGCUACUUGGGAAGUUGGGGCUUUAGUAUUGUUGGUGGAUAUGAAGAGAACCACACCAAUCAGCCUUUCUUCAUUAAAACCAUUGUCUUGGGAACUCCUGCUUAUUAUGAUGGAAGAUUAAAAUGUGGAGACAUGAUCGUGGCCGUGAACGGCCUGUCAACUGUGGGCAUGAGCCAUUCCGCAUUAGUUCCCAUGUUGAAGGAGCAGAGGAACAAAGUCACUCUCACGGUUAUUUGCUGGCCUGGCAGCCUGGUGUAGAUUUUGAAAUUGGUUUUGAGUCAAACACCUUUCUUUUUUAGGUUUUGGAAAAAAAAACCCUUUUGUUUUAUUGUAUUUCUGGUUGUUAGGAGCUAUUGGCACAGCUGGUAUAUGCAGGGCCCCAAACCACUAAGAUUGUCCUUCUGUUGUUGUUUAAGUGGUUUAACUCAAGUUAGCCACAUUUCUUUCCUCUUGGAAACAGUCUUCCACUAAUCCUAUGAGUUCAUAUUUUCAGAAUGUGACCUAUAAUAAUGAAUGAAGUUUGUCAAAACUGUGACCCAGCCAGCUAGAUUUGAGGACUUCUGGUGGCUCUUUGUUUUCACUGACUGAAUCAGAUAAUGAGUUACAUAUGCCCAAGACUGGUAUCAGUGAAGACAGGAGCAAUAGCAUUUGCUAUCGCUGUUACUACCAAUGCCAGGAAUGGAUAGAUUUUAAAUUUGGAUGGUAACCGUUUCCCAUUUUUCAUAGGUGCCAACAUUUCAAAACUUCAUACUGCUUAUAAGGUGAUUUUUCUGGCUUAUUUCUUCUUUAAUCUCUCAGUGCUCAGAGAUGAUGAAGAAAUAAUUUUGACACCACAAAAGAGAUUUAUUUAAAAAAACAUACCUUUAUUAGAAUAUUAGAGAAUAAAAGAUAACAUUAUCCAGUGACAGGAAUUUGGGAGAUAAUUAUAGUUUAGUACUAGAGAUGUUAAAAGCUGCAUAUACUUGAACAGUACAAAAGCAUUAAAGAUUCAUUUCCAAAGAAAUGUUUUAUAUAGGAAAAUUUUGAAGUAGUUUUUGCUAAAACUAUUUUCUAGAGUUUGUAUUAUCCUUCUGUCAAUAAACCUGGCUGGAUAUGUUUUUGUGAUUUAUGCAAUUAGAUCAUAAAGAUAAAACCAUUCAAUACACACUUAUCCAACACAGCUAAGUAGGAGAAGCUAGACUUUUAAAAUUUUAUUCUGUAAGA
This is a messenger RNA of Myotis myotis, 3463 nucleotides long. It is a transcript of the gene LNX2, whose product is annotated as ligand of numb-protein X 2. Gene Ontology annotation, molecular function: ubiquitin-protein transferase activity; metal ion binding; protein binding. NCBI's taxonomy places the organism in Eukaryota, Metazoa, Chordata, Mammalia, Chiroptera, Vespertilionidae. The record is from RefSeq and is a predicted model, not a curated record. Bases 386 to 2518 code for a protein of 710 amino acids. The transcript has 13 exons.